UAAAACAGAAUUGUUUGUAUUUGUUAUUGCCUCGAUUACAUUAACUUAUAUAGGGUGUUAUAAGAAAUGACCAAUAUCACAGACGGAAAGCCUAUUUGUAAAGAAUAGUUAAAAAAGAAUGAGAUAAAUGUGACGAAAAAGAAUUACAAAAUAUCUAAUAGAAUUUUCUAACAAGCAUGUGGGCUCAUACCCCAGAGAUUGUACUUAAAGCUUACGCGUGAUAAAACCAUUGUUUCUAUCAGCACGUACUAUCUUAUCAAAAGUUUGAAAUAUCGGACGUUAUCUCACCGCAAUCACGAGUUUCAAUUAAAAAUGUCUACUUAAAUACGUUACAUUUUAUUUAUACUAACAUAAACGCUUAAGUUUUUAUUUUGUUAAGUGGAAAAAAUGGGGGGGCUAAUGUUUUGGGCCUCCCUCUCCACAGUGGUGGUUACAAUGAAUUUUGUGAUGGCUUGUGAUGAUAAGGGAUGCUUGGUGAGUCGAGGAUUUAUAUCACCACAUAUAUUUGGCAUUUUAUACCUCUUUAUCCUAUCUCUGUUAUUUUACUUCCUAGCUGGAGGCGUUGAAAGAAAUGAAGGAAUGCAAAAAAGCAGUUCUGGCUUCGUGAGUAAUGAACUAAAUUAAUAUAAGUAUUGAACAGAGAGUGUUUAAUUUUGAUAAAACAUUUUAAAUUUCAGAUUAUUGAAACCUUUACUAGCUUCCAAGUUGGAAAAGAAAGAAAAGUGCAGUAAGUGCGCUUUGGCUGAACCACCGCCACCUCCGGCUACCAUCAUGUUGAUGCCGGCCUCUCCACCUCCGUGUCUGCCUCCAGCGCCGCCGAUGAUGUUGGCGGCGCCGCCACCUUGCCUUCCAGCACCCAUGUUCUUGCCAGCACCGAUGCCAGCCCCUACCUGUAUGGCACCACCGCCCCCGAUGAUUCUAUCUCCACCGCCGCCUGCUAUGUGCGUUCCAGCACCUCCUCCAUCUCCCUAUCUUUUCCCAGCACCAGCACCUCCUUUAAUGUUACCGCCUUCUCCCCUAGUCCUGCCAGCUCCGGCCCCUCCACCAAUAUUCAUGCCAGCACCUCCACCGUUACCUCUUUCUCCUUGUUCGUGCUACCCCCCUCCGCCAGCUCCAUCACCAAUAGUUAUUUCUUUAGUACCACCAGCACCCCCACCCUGCCAUUUACCACCCCCUCCCCCCGGCCUGCCCAUGACAGCCUACAUGGUCCCACCACCGGUCCCCAUCACCCUGGAACCCAAGCCGUUGGAGCUGCCCCCGUGUAAAUGUCACUAUUAA
Molecule: messenger RNA, 1278 nt
Organism: Danaus plexippus (monarch butterfly)
Lineage: Eukaryota; Metazoa; Arthropoda; Insecta; Lepidoptera; Nymphalidae
Exons: 2
Coding region: 772-1278 (168 amino acids)
Source: RefSeq, a predicted model, not a curated record